CGGCGCAGUCGCAUGUAGUCCGGUUGCACUCGCGUCAGGCCUGUGUCGGUGCGUGGCGAUGCCACCGGAGCAUCCGGAGCCCACUGCGUUUCCCCGGCGGUGCACAACAAAGCGGCGCUGGAGAUAAAACUUCCCCAGCGAUGUCAGAGCCCCGAGCUGUCGCGCAACUUUAACCCGAGAAGAUGUCAGAUGUCACCAAAACCGUCCAGAAAUGGCACGCGAGUUUUAAAAAGGGCACGGAUUUUGAUUCGUGGGGGCAGCUGGUGGAAGCCAUCGAUGAAUAUCAAAUACUGGCAAGGCAACUUCAGAAAGAAGUGCAGUCAUCAAACUCGCAUGAAUUCACCGAGGAACAGAAGAAAACCCUGGGAAAGCUUGCAACAUGCCUUGAAAUGCGAAGUGCAGCCUUACAGUGCACACAAUCUCAAGAGGAGUUCAAGUUAGAAGACCUGAAAAAACUGGAGCCCAUUAUUAAGAACAUUCUGACCUACAACAAAGAUUUCCCUUUUGAUGUCCAACCAGUGCCUUUGAGGAGGAUUCUUGCGCCAGGUGAGGAGGAGAACCUCGAGCUGGAGGAGGAGCUGGAAGCUGGGACUGGAGCAGGAUCAACUCCAUCAUUCCCUUCAAGGGUUCCAGGUACGCUGUUGCCACGAUUACCCUCGGAGCCAGGAAUGACUUUGCUCACGCUGACGAUAGAGAAGAUCGGUCUGAAAGAUGCAGGACAGUGCAUUGACCCGUACAUUACAGUCAGUGUUAAAGAUCUGAACGGAAUAGACUUGAACCCAGUUCAGGACACGCCAGUGGCCACGCACAAGGAGGACACGUAUAUUCAUUUUAGCGUGGAUGUAGAAAUCCAGAAACAUCUAGAAAAACUACCAAAAGGCACAGCUAUUUUCUUCGAAUUCAAACACUACAAACCCAAAAAAAGAUUCACUAGCACAAAGUGUUUUGCUUUCAUGGAAAUGGAUGAAAUCAGACCAGGUCCCAUUGUUAUAGAACUGUACAAGAAACCGACUGACUACAAGAGGAAGAAACUCAACCUCCUGACAAAGAAACCUCUUUACCUGCACCUCAACCAGACUUUGCACAAAGACUAAACCAAGAUCCGUCAGCCAAACACUUGACGGACAGCAGAGGUUAUAUUUCUCGGAUAUGUUUGAUGGAUAACCUCUAACAUUCCUUGCAAUAUUGGACGCUUUUCUUCAUAUCUAAGUUUGGGACACAGCCUGAUUUCUCUGCGGUGCUUCAUCUGAAAGAGAAAUUAGUGUUAGAAAUGGAAACGAUUGAAAAAAACUGAAUUGUCAAUGAUGUUGAUUUCUGAUGGUAACAGAUGGAUGUAACACAACUUUCCAUUGGUUUUCGUAUUUUGAUUGCAUUAAAGAAACCAAUCGCCAUCAUCUUCCAAA
This is a messenger RNA of Carassius gibelio (silver crucian carp), 1403 nucleotides long. RefSeq names its product axin interactor, dorsalization associated (gene aida). The record is from RefSeq and is a predicted model, not a curated record. The transcript has 10 exons. The coding region runs from base 183 to 1094 and encodes 303 amino acids. Lineage: Eukaryota; Metazoa; Chordata; Actinopteri; Cypriniformes; Cyprinidae. Gene Ontology annotation, cellular component: membrane. Gene Ontology annotation, biological process: determination of ventral identity. Gene Ontology annotation, molecular function: phosphatidylinositol binding.